AUGGGAGCUGCUCGCAAGCUCAAGUCCCACCGCAGGAGGCAAAGGUGGGCCGACAAGGCAUACAAGAAAUCCCAUCUUGGGAAUGAAUGGAAGAAACCUUUUGCUGGUUCUUCCCAUGCAAAGGGAAUUGUUCUUGAAAAGAUAGGUAUUGAGGCUAAGCAGCCCAACUCUGCCAUUCGAAAGUGUGCCAGGGUUCAAUUAAUUAAAAAUGGGAAGAAGAUUGCUGCUUUUGUCCCAAAUGAUGGUUGCUUGAACUACAUUGAAGAGAAUGACGAAGUUUUGAUUGCUGGAUUUGGUCGAAAGGGUCACGCCGUGGGUGAUAUUCCUGGAGUCAGGUUUAAGGUUGUGAAGGUCUCUGGUGUUUCUCUUUUGGCUCUUUUCAAGGAGAAGAAGGAGAAGCCACGGUCUUAA
Molecule: messenger RNA, 411 nt
Organism: Sphenostylis stenocarpa
Lineage: Eukaryota; Viridiplantae; Streptophyta; Magnoliopsida; Fabales; Fabaceae
Source: the annotation of a GenBank genome assembly